This is a messenger RNA of Periophthalmus magnuspinnatus, 5873 nucleotides long. Its product is annotated as GRIP and coiled-coil domain-containing protein 2. Bases 229 to 5118 code for a protein of 1629 amino acids. Gene Ontology annotation, cellular component: Golgi apparatus. The transcript is spliced from 24 exons. NCBI's taxonomy places the organism in Eukaryota, Metazoa, Chordata, Actinopteri, Gobiiformes, Gobiidae. Gene Ontology annotation, biological process: late endosome to Golgi transport. The record is from RefSeq and is a predicted model, not a curated record.
AGCGACGUAUGAUUGAGUGACGUCACUACGCUGACGAUUGCGGAAGCAGCGGCUCGGUGCUUUCGUUCGAGCUCAAACCCAAAACAGGGAUGUUUUACCCCUAAUUUCACCAAUAUACGGCCAUAACGGAUAUGCAGAUAUUGCCCGCACUGUGUCGCCCAGAUUCAAAGAGCAUCUUUUGGUUCAUGUCAUUCGAGUGAGAAGGCAGGAAACAUCGCAGCUACAAAGAUGGAGCAGGAGUCAAAUAGCACUGAGCCAGAGACUGUGGCUGCUUCUCCGGCAGGUGCAAAUAAGUCAAAGUUGGAUACGUUGUCCAAAGAUGACUUGAUAAAGUUUGCCAAGAAGCAGAUGGCUGCAAUGCAAAAAAUAAAGAGCAAAUGUGCAGAUUUAGAGAAAGAAGUUGAGACCCUAAAACACCAACCAGAUCUCAAUAAGGGGAGCUCUGAAGAUGCCCUAUUAAUUCAGGAGCUGACUGAGCGAAUGGAUGCAUUACUAUUGGAGAAAGCAGAAACACAGCAAAGCCUUACAAAAUGUCGCAAGGAUUUGGAGAAGACCAAAGAGCAAAGCAAAGAUGACUUGGCAGCACUUCAAGGAGAGCUCGAUCAUGCAAUAGAGGACCAUCAAAAGAGGAUAAAGAUUCUUGAAACCAGCAUUGAAGAGUCAAAUAAUAAACACAAAAAAGAAGUGGCUUAUUUCCAAAAUUUACUGAAAGAACGUGAAGAGUUGGACAGAGAGAGGGAAAGUGAGAGGGAUUGUAAAGCACAGGAGAGCUCUGAAGAAGUCCGCCGAUGUUUGGAGGCUGAAUUAAAAAGUAUUCGAGCAGAACUUGAGGCUGUGCAAAAGCAGAAGUAUGGGGAGAUGACUGAGUUCCAAGAGACUCACCAGAUGGAGCUAACAAAGGCUCAGCAGGAGGUGGAGAACCUGAGGGAGGAGCUGAACCAGAGGGCCCUUCAACACGAGGAGGAGAUCAGGGCUUUGGAGGAGGACUUCGAAAUUGAACGAGACCGACUGCUGCUGCUGCACGAAGAACUCACGGAGCAACUUGCACUCAAAGACAGCUAUUUGCAGGAUGUCCAAGAGGAAGAUGAGGAACCCGCUCGUGGUUCUGGCAUUGCUAAAAUGUUGGAAUUAUCCCGUCGCAUUCAGAACUCCUCGGCACACACAGAUGGUGAAGAAGAGAUGGAACUGGGAAAACUGAGAGAAGUUUUAGAAGAUCUUCAAGCCCAGAACACAAUGUUACAGGAUGAAUUGACUUUGCUCACGAAUCUAAAAGGAGAACUGGAGUCAGAGCUGGAGAGGGCCAGAGAGGAGUUUCAGACAGAGAGAGAGGAGCUGGAGUUUAAAAUCAAUGAGUUACAAUUGAACAAGGACAGCAAUACAAGAGAAUCAGCCAUAACUUUAGAUGACUGUGACCAACAACCAACUGAAAAUGAUGGAAAACUUGAAUGGUCCAAAAAAGUGAUUGUAAGUUCUACUGAACAAGACCAAAACUUAUCAAAACUGGAGGAGCAGCAAAAGAUAAACCAGGAUUUGAAAGCCCAAUGUGAAUUGUUGACCAAAGAAAGGGACUCUAUUUUGGCGGAGUACAACCACACAAGAGGAAUUUUACAAGGUUUUGAGACAGAGCUAGAAGAGAAGACUAAAGAUUUUGUUUCUCAAUACAGUACCAUGAAGGAAGAAGAGGCCAUUGCUAUAAAAGGUCUGCAAGAUAAGAUUCAACAGCUGAGUGAAGAGAGGGAUGAGGUAUUAGCAAAAGUUAAGGAAGUUACAGAAGAGAAGAAUGACAUCUUGGAAAACUUACAACAGCUGAGAGUAAAAGCUGAAGCUUUCCCAAUUGAGGAAAGCAAAUUGCAAGCAGCUAUUGAGGAGCAAAUGGUAUUAGCAUCUGAACUAAGACUUUCUCUGGAAGAGGUAACUAGACAGAAAGAUGACAUUGUUUCCCAAUUAAAUGAGCAUCAAAAUAUGACCGAAGACCUCAAAAUAAAAGUUGAGAAAUUAAAGGAGGAGCGUGACGAAAUGCAGUCUAAACUUCAGAUUCAAGAGGAGGAAAUGCAAAAACAUCUGUAUGAGAAAGCCAAAGAAAUUGAGACAUUGCUCCAGGAUAAAGAGUUGAAUGCAUUGAAACUGGGGAAAGAAGAGAGUGAAAAACUACAAAGUGGCCUAAAGGAGGAGAUGAGUAAAUUGCAGCAGACUGUUGAACAACUUGAAGCCAAAAACAGUGAUCUUGCUCAGAAACUUGAGGAAGCUUCAUCAUACCUCAUCCAAAUGGAGGAGGAGAAGAAACUGUCUGGGUCCAAAAUGGUGUUGCUAAAAUCAGAAUUAGAAAAGGAAACUUCAGAAAGGAGUGAACUUGAGGCUAAGCUGAUUACGCUGACAAAAGAAGCCGCAAAAGCAAGAGAAACAAUAACAACAUUGGAACAAAAUCAAUCAGAAAUGAUGACAAAUUAUACAGGGGAAAUUUUGGAGUUGAGGAUGCGUAUUCAGGAGUUGGAGAUGGAGAGAGACAAGCUAAAAAUGGGUCUUGAAGAAGAUAAGGAAGAGGUCAGGCUAACAGUGCUAAAUGAGCUACAGACUCAUAUUAAUGAAUUAGAAAGGGAGAAAACCGAACUGCAACAUAAUCUUGAGGACGUGAUGAAAGAUGUAGAGGGUCUACAGAAAGACGUGGUGGACAUGACGGCCAUAAAUGAAAAGAUGAAUGAAGAAAAUCAAAUGCUACAAGCUAAAGUUUCAAUGUUAAGUGAAGAAAAAGAGGGCCAUCAGAUAGAGGAAGAAUACAGAAACCAGCUGACAGAGAAGGACACACUCAUAUCUCAACUAAGGGAAGAAGUCACAGCUCUGCAGUCUGCAUCCUAUUCUACCUCCUCUGAAAAUGCUGACAGUGGCCUUACAGAGAAAAUAGCCAUGUUGGAAAAAGAGCACAAACAAAAAGACGAGAAGAUGAACAAAAUCAAGGCUGUGGCGGUUAAAGCAAAGAAGGAGCUGGACAUUAGCAAGAAAGAGGUUGCAGCCCUUAAAGGAGAAAUGGAGAGUCUGAAAGCCGAGCGUGAGAAAGUGAACAGCUCAAUGAAGGAUAUCAUUCAUGGCGCUGAAGGCUACAAGAAUCUGCAGAUUGAUUACGACAGGCAAAUGGAGCAACUGGAUAAAGAGAGAGAGAGAAUGGAGGCGGCCGAGAGACAGAUUGCUGAGCUGACCAAGCGACUCAGCAUUGCAGUAGCACAGACUGAGAUGCUGUCGAGUGAGAAAGAAGACCUGUCGGCUGCUAUGGAGACUUUAAGAAACACAGUGAAGCAGUUGGAAGCUCAGAACCAAGAUCUUCAGAAACAAACAUCAAGUUUGGAGAGAGACAUGGUGGCAGAGAGGACUUUGAAGGAACACAAGAUGAAAGAGUUGUCAUCAGCCACAAAGGAGGUGGAGGAUCUGACUGCUCAGCUCCGCAGACAGCAACAGCAGUCUCAGCAGACUGCCCAAGAGCUGGAACAACUGCGAAAGGAGGCGCAGCAGAGCUCUCUUCUGGACAUGGAGAUGGCCGAUUAUGAACGACUUGUCAAAGAACUCAAUGGAAAACUGACUGAGGGAGAAGAACGAGUGUCUGAGUUAAAGUCUCAAAUAAACACUCUGACCCAGAAUGAGGGGGCACUCAGACAGGAAAUUGAGUCCCUGAAGUCCCUGUUGGAUCAGGGGGAGGAGAAGACCACCAAGAUGAAACAGCUGCUGGUUAAAACUAAGAAGGACUUAGCUGAUGCCAAGAAACAGGAGUCUGCUUUAAUGAUGACUCAAGCGUCACUGCGAGGAGAGCUAGAGGCAAACCAGCAGCAACUAGAAAACUCAAAGAUUGAAGUGUGUGAGCUGACAGCCGAGCGCCAUCGAUUACAGGAGCAGCUGAGGUCUGCACUGGAACAGCACCAGCGAACCAACACCUCCCUGCAACAGCGAGUCAGCAGCCUCCAGAGUGAGAGGGACAACGCAAAGGCGGAGCUUGAGACGACUGCAAGUGAGUUUGAAAGUUACAAGGUGCGAGUCCAUAAUGUUCUCAAACAACAAAAGAGCAAAACUACCUCUCAGAGUGAUGGGGAUUCAAGCAAAACUGAAAGGGAUCAGUUAUCCUCCCAGGUGGAGUUGCUUCGGUCCAGGCUGUGUGAGAAUCAGCAGAGUCUUCAGAGUGUCACAUCUGAACUGCAGCAGCUUCAGAGUGAACACGACACGCUGCUUGAGAGACACAACAAAAUCCUCCAGGAAACUAUCAGCAAAGAGGCGGAGCUCCGCGAGAGACUUCUCUCACUGCAGUCUGAAAAUGUGAGUCUUCGAUCAGAGGCAUCGCAGGUGCAGGCGGACCUGUCCUCUCAAAUUGAGGCUCAGCGUCAGACGUACAGGGAGCAGCUCAGGAAGCUCCAGGACGAGCACAGAGCCACAGUGGAGACUCUGCAGGGACAACUGAGUCGAGUGGAGGAGCAGCUCUUCAGCCUGCAGAGCCAGACCAGUGCUGUGUCGGUACAGUCCAGUCGUAAGUCUGUGUCCGACUCUCAGCGUAAAAACCCAGACUUGAGCCAUUCUGGACUGAGCUUCUUGGCUCUAAGUGACCUCCAGUCGAUGGCCCGAGAGGAGGGGGAGGGCAUGGAGACGACGGAGACAGAGAGCCCGUCUCCUGCCUCCACACCCCUACCAUCUCUGGAGCAGCUCCUCUCAUCUCCUGACCCCAAACAAGAGCCUUUUGUUUGGACCGUGGAGCCGACCAAAGAAGAGUUGAGUCAGAAGCUCAGCACAGCCACACGCAGCUUGGAGCACAUAAACAGCCUUCUACAUGAGACUGAGGCCACUAAUGCAGUUCUAAUGGAGCAGAUCACGUUGUUGAAGAGCGAAAUUCGUCGUCUGGAGAGAAACCAGGAGAGGGAGAAGAGCGUUGCCAAUCUGGAGUAUCUAAAGAACGUGCUGCUGCAGUUCAUCUUCCUUCGAUCAGGAAGUGAGAGACAGGCCCUGCUGCCCGUGAUCCACACUAUGUUACAGCUGAGCCCAGAGGAGAAGAGCAAACUGGCUGCUAUUGCACAAGGUGAAGAAGAGAGCUCUGCGUCGAGAGGUUCUGGAUGGUCGUCAUAUCUCCACAGCUGGUCUGGGAUCAGAUGAGUUCAGUGACACAAACCAAACACUGGAAGCACAAAUGUUUAUGUUAAAAAGUGAAAUCUGUAUAAAGGGAGUCCUUUUUGUUUUCCCAAUUUGUAUGGGACCAAUGAAUGUAACAGUGAUAAAUGAAGGGUGUCUGCAGUUGUAGUUCUUAUAGUUGAAGAACUGCAAUAUAAUAUCUAAUACAUGUAUGUAAAAUAAACAUUCAUUAAUUAUCUUAUCAAAAAUGUGAGAAUUGGUGCUUGAAAAGUACUAUAAGGCAUUACUAAUAGAAGGGAACAUUACUUACACGAUGCCUAAACAAUUAAAUCCCCACUCCAAUUACUUUUUUUAAGUAAGUACAGUAUAUAAACUGUACCGCUAACAGUUUUGGUUGAGUAAAAUAACUUUCAUUAUUUUGUUAUUGUGUGUUUUGGUGUUUAAUCCUUGGUCAGACCAUUGCCUUGCUUUGAGAUUUUGUAGUGUUUUAAGGUAAUCUAUGUUUUACUUUAAUAUUACUGUUUGGUUUGUUGUUCUAUUGACCUAAAUACAGAUGCGUUGGGAAUAAAGUUUUACUAUUACUAUGAUAAAACAUAAUUUAGCUCUAAAGCUCUCUUGAUUCCUGACUCUUGAUCCAGCUUUUGGGCAGCUUUUCUCAAUCAUUCUCAUACUGUGAAUGUAAUCUUUACAUUUAUAAUGCAAUCUAGUUUAUUUAUGAUGCUUAUUUUUUACUGUAAUUCAAUCAUAUCUGUGAAAUAAUAAAUGGAACUGGUGUAUGU